Messenger RNA from Mesorhabditis spiculigera, 1782 nucleotides. NCBI's taxonomy places the organism in Eukaryota, Metazoa, Nematoda, Chromadorea, Rhabditida, Rhabditidae. The record is from the annotation of a GenBank genome assembly.
AUGGCCGGCGGUUCAUCGCGCAAGUCGCGCAAACGGGCCCCCGGCUCGCCGGUGCUCGCCCAGGCCAAGAUCAAGCUCCCAAAACUGCUGCUCAAGGCGGACGCAAGUGGAAAGAUUUCGGUGACGCGGAUAAACGAUCCGCCGACAGAGGAACGGACGCGUGACCAGUCCAGCAAAAACACACCUUCCGGAAGUUCUGACAAGAAGCCGAAGAAAGAAAAUCAGUCGAAGAAGGAAAAUCAUUCUUCGGGCGUGAAAGCUAGUAUAUCGACCACUUCUACUACCGCAAUCGCCUCGGGAGCUGACCUCGUAGAAGGGCCUGAGAAACAAAAGAAGCCCAAGAAACCGUCGUCGGCGGCUGAAAAGUUGAUUACACCGCUCGCUUCUACCAGCCGCAACGGACACGUGAAGGGCGAGGAGAGAUCGGAGAAGAGAAAGAGUGACAAGAAGUCGUUGGAAAUAAACGAAAAAGUGCGCGUGGAAGAAGAAAGUUUCAUUGCCUUGUCCGCUUCUACAAGUCACAUCUCCGCCGAGCUCAAGCCGAAUGACAGCCCGCCGAAGGAACGACCCGCCCAGACGGCGCGCAGCGCGCAGAUGUCGGCUAGGAGGAAACAAUUGCGCGAGCAGAAGAAGGCCGAACAGCUUGCGAGCGAAAAGCUGAAGGCCGAACAGCUUGCCAACGAACAGCUGAAGGCCGAGCUUGCCGACGCGGUGUUGCUCCCUCCCCCGCCGCCACCACCAAUUUUGGAGCCGGUUGAAGGCCAAAAACUCGCACCCGAUGCCUCUUCGCCGAUCGCCCCCAGCAGAUCUCAGGAGAUCGGGACGGCCACCGCCAAGUUGGACGCGAUGCAAGCGUACGCUUCUACGGAUGACGAGCACUACUACACGCCGACCACAGCGAUCACCGCUUCUCACGACGACUCCACGCCGACCGUGCAUCCGGCGGGGACGGACAGCUUAUCUACGCCCAUUUCGCCGCUCAACACCGAUGCUUUCUUUACGCCUGGGACCACAGGAUAUAUCGGCCCGGUGUUUAAAUUCACCGCGGCUCGGAAGCAAGGAGAAGCGAAUGGGGUCGCGCAGGGUGCAAAACCGCCAUUCACCAAGGACUCGACGUUGAACGGGGGCUCUGCCACAAGGACGCCUUCCGUUACAAUUAUCGCAGACCUGAGAAAGGAUCUUCACAAAAGGAAACUCGAUUCAGCAAAGUCGACGGUCAACAAGGGCGCGGACGCUUCUACGCCGCUUGCGCGGGUCACGACAAAGCCAGCCAGAUCCGAGAUUGAUCUGGCGAAGUCUGGCAGGUCGGCCUUGGACGUGGCUCGGCAAAAACUUCAUGCGGACCGCUUGAAGAAACCUAACACCGACUUGUCGAUCCCGAAGCCUACCCCGCCGCAACGACAUGGUCACUCGGUGCUCGACAUGCUGCUGCCCGAUCCGGAGGACGAGGCGAAGAAGAAGGAGCGAAAAGAGCUGGCUGAAAAGCGUGCCGAGCUGGAGCGGCAAAAGGCCCUGGAGGCGAAGAAGCUCAAGGAGCAAGAGAGCCGCGCGACGGCGGAGAGGAUGCGCGAGGCGACGAAGAUCGAGAUAGAAAAGAUGCGGCUGAGCGAUCGUCGGAAGCGCGACACGCAUCCGGUCUUCCAAGAAUCGUGCUUCUACGACGCGUGCGACAUCGUCGACGCCUGCGCCAAGCUGUGGGGCGACGCCAUUCCGAGCGAAUGGCUCGAAGGCCAUGAAGAUUACGAAGAAUCCGUGGACUCGGGCGACGAAAAUAAUAAGCAA